Messenger RNA from Tribolium castaneum (red flour beetle), 1056 nucleotides. RefSeq names its product alpha-tocopherol transfer protein-like. Gene Ontology annotation, molecular function: phosphatidylinositol bisphosphate binding. The transcript has 3 exons. Bases 49 to 969 code for a protein of 306 amino acids. Gene Ontology annotation, cellular component: membrane. Lineage: Eukaryota; Metazoa; Arthropoda; Insecta; Coleoptera; Tenebrionidae. The record is from RefSeq and is a predicted model, not a curated record.
GCUAAACACGCGUCUCGCUUUCGAGGCGCUCUUCCAGUCGUUGACACCAUGUCUCUUGUGAUACCUGACGAAGAGCAGCAAAAAAUUGUGAGAAAUGCCCUCAACGAAGACGUCAACACCAGACAAAGGGACUUGGAAGCGAUCAAAGAAUGGCUGAGGAAGGAGCCGCAUCUUCCAGACACUUGGGAUGAGGGCCGUUUGAUGAACUUUUUGCGCGGCUGCAACUUUUCUCUCGAGCGCACGAAACGCAAACUCGACAUGUACUUCACCAUGCGAGCUGCAAUUCCGGAAUUUUUCACCAAUCGGGACAUUACACGUCCCGAACUGCAGGAAAUCGUCAAAUUAAUGCGUGCUACUGUUAUGCCAGGCCUCACAGCCGACUGCAAACGUGUGACAGUAGCUGGUGCAAAAGCUGUCGAUUUUGACACACCUGACAUUGCCAACUUUAUGAAAAUCGCACUCAUGAUGGGAGAUCUCCGCCUCGAAAUGGAGGAAGUAGGCGUGGCUGGUGACAUAUACGUCCUCGAUGCCAGUGUUGCCAUUUUGAAGCACUUUGUUAAAGUUUCGCCAACGAUUGUAAAGAAAUUUUUUGUGUGUGUCCAGGAGGCGUAUCCGGUCAAGGUCAAGGAAGUGCACGUGAUCAAUGCCACGCCCCUUGUUGAUUUUAUAAUCAAGUGGGUGUCGCCGUUUUUGAAGGAAAAAAUCCGUAACCGGAUUCAUGUUCAUCAAAAUAUGGAGUCGCUUUACCGCCAUGUUCCCAAAGAGUUACUUCCGGAAGAGUUUGGUGGUACCGCAGGUAAGGUUACCGAACAUAUGGCCAAGUGGAUGGAGGCGUUGGAAAAGGAGAAGGCGUGGUUUGCCAAAGAGGAAGGGGUGAAAGCCGACGAAUCAAAACGGCCGGGCAAACCCACGUGUCAUGAGGAGUUGUUCGGAUUGGAGGGGAGUUUCAAACAGCUGGCGAUUGAUUGAUAGCUAAUUUUUCUAUUUAAUUUAUUAAUUCGUGGGUGUUGUAGUACCAUUUGGUGGUAUAAAUAUUUAUUAAAUUUUUUGAUAAUU